Messenger RNA from Pyricularia grisea, 678 nucleotides. RefSeq lists its product as uncharacterized. The coding region runs from base 260 to 553 and encodes 97 amino acids. The record is from RefSeq and is a predicted model, not a curated record. NCBI's taxonomy places the organism in Eukaryota, Fungi, Ascomycota, Sordariomycetes, Magnaporthales, Pyriculariaceae. The transcript has 2 exons.
GAAAACCAAAGCUUUCUCCCCCCCGGCAAAAGCCUAUGAAGGAGUAUGGCCUCGGUGCGUUUUCAUUCUCUAUCUGAUUCGGACCCUGCCUAUACGUAGGCUACUGUCUCAGAGUUCCUUUCUACGGCAGAUUAGUUCUACUACAAGUUGCCUACGCUCGGACUAUUAACGAUCUAGUAAAACCGUUCGUUCACUUUCAAGAAAACACAAACAAACAAAUCCACGCCCUGCCUUGGAUACAAGAAGGAAAAAAACUCAAAUGCGUCCCAGUCUUUUGCUUUCGUGUGUGAAAGCAACAGAAGGUUCAGACGGGAUGCAGAGAAAACCAGAUGACAGCCAACGACAGCGUCUGAGCAUUACUGAGGCUGGGAUUGCUUCCUGGUUAGAAGUCAGCAUUAGCCUGGCUAGAUGCUGCAUGAAAGAAAAUAUUGCCCCACGUCGGCCUGUUCGUGUCGCGGGCUGGGGCUGUCCACUGCCCCGCCAAAGAUUUUCCCAUGCCAUUUGCAUGCACUUUUGUGCCGUUCGAGCAAUUGCAUCUUGUAAUUUAUCGUGAGCUAGAUGGAGCCUUCAUAUGUCGCUAGACUGCAUCUGCCGAACACUCGGCCAAGGCAGAACAAAAAAAAAAAAAAAAAAUCCAAAUCAGUGUCACGGCUGAUUGGAGCACACGCUACGAACGCC